CGCAUUGUCAACGGGGUACACCUAUAUACUUAUACUUGUAAAGUAUAUAGAAGUAGAGAAAAAAGAAAUUCCAGAAGCAGAGAGCAAAGCCGAAGAGGAAGAGGAGAAUCGAAUCGUCGCAUUGACACCAAGACGACGACCACAACAGAGGGUGUAUAGAGUUCAGGGAUCGAGAGAUAUAUAUUAUAGGAGUCGACGUCGACGUCGUCGUCCAGGGAAGGAGUCUGCUGUGUGUUGUUAUUAUUGUUGUUAGUGCUGCAAGUGUUUUACUCAAGGAUUCGAGAUGCUGGCCCUCAUCAACCGGAUCCUCGACUGGUUCAAGUCGCUCUUCUGGAAGGAGGAGAUGGAACUGACUCUCGUCGGACUUCAGUACAGCGGCAAGACUACAUUUGUCAACGUCAUCGCGUCUGGACAGUUUAGCGAAGACAUGAUUCCAACAGUUGGAUUUAAUAUGCGUAAAAUAACCAAAGGAAAUGUAACGAUCAAAGUUUGGGAUAUUGGUGGCCAACCAAGAUUUAGAUCAAUGUGGGAGCGUUACUGCAGAGGUGUUAAUGCAAUUGUAUAUAUGGUUGAUGCAGCAGAUCCAGAAAAGAUUGAGGCAAGCCGUAAUGAACUGCACAAUCUGUUGGAUAAACCUCAACUUGCUGGCAUUCCAGUUUUGGUCCUAGGAAAUAAAAGGGAUUUGCCUCAUGCAUAUGAUGAAAAUGGUCUGAUAGAAAGAAUGAACUUGUCGGCAAUUCAAGAUCGCGAGAUCUGUUGUUAUAGCAUUUCUUGUAAAGAAAAGGACAAUAUUGAUAUAACGUUGCAGUGGCUCAUAGCACAUUCAAAAAGCGGCGUUCGCUAAUAAUAAUCGUCGGUAUCCAUUAUGUCUUAAAAACCGAUUGUUUGUAAAGGACUAAGAAUCUAUAACAAAGUCGUUAUUAAUGAUUUUUGACAGAAACAGGAGGACAGAAAAGAGAUAAAUACAUUCUUAUAUGAUUCCAUUUAGGAAUCAAGUCAUUAAAGUAGACAAUUCCUUACUCCUAAAUGCUUCAGCCCAACAGGAAUAAAUUGGUGUGAUUUUUAAAAAGAAUGCAAUUACAGAAUAAAUAUAAAAACUUACUAAUUCAGCUUACGUAUACUUUUAGUGCUACCUACGAGUAAAGGGCACAUAAAACGUAGCACUGAGGUGAUAAUUUUUUGUUUAUAAGUAUAUUUAAAUUAGUGUAUCACUAAACUUUUUUUUUUUAAAUGAAAACAAAAGAAUGUGACGAGAACUGAAGAAUAUAAAAACUUGUUAAAUAUACGACUGGAAUUAUAUUUGCAAAUACCAAAAUGAACUUUUAACAAGGUUUAGUGUUCUGAUCAUUCAAUAUUGUUUGUGAGAAUGUCACAACCCUUUUUCUACCGAUACUUCAAAUUUAGCAACCACAUUUUUUUGUAAAUCUUUGUUCAUGUAAUAUUUGAACACGAUACUAUGUAAGAGAACUUUUUUUAUAAUUAAGUUACUAUAUAUUUUGUAAGUUAGUACACUAUUGCUGAUUAAAUUGAUGCCAAAUAAUUCUUUUUAUACAUUGAAGUAACGGUACUAAAAGGCUUAUGAUAUGCUUUUCGGGAUCCAGCAGAACUAUAUUUGAUUAAAGCAGCUGGAUGUCUUUACAUAAAUUAGGAAAUCGCUGUAAAAAAAAAAUUUUAAUUUACGAUAUUAGGAUCUGCAGUUAUACAAACAAUCAUGUUGUGUUUAUAUUUAUAAUGUAUAAAACACAUCAAAACCUGUGUAGCCCAUUUUUCAAAAUGGAGCAAUGAAAUAUUAUGCGGUUGUUUUUAUUAAAUGCAUUUAAUUUUUAAUCACAUGUUUAUCAGUAAUUAUUAUAAGUAAAGAAUAUCGAUUUUAA
Copidosoma floridanum is the source of this 1874-nucleotide messenger RNA. It is a transcript of the gene Arl8, whose product is annotated as ADP-ribosylation factor-like protein 8. Lineage: Eukaryota; Metazoa; Arthropoda; Insecta; Hymenoptera; Encyrtidae. Gene Ontology annotation, molecular function: GTP binding; GTPase activity. The record is from RefSeq and is a predicted model, not a curated record. Gene Ontology annotation, cellular component: lysosomal membrane. Gene Ontology annotation, biological process: protein transport; anterograde axonal transport.